AAUACCUCGGUUAUCCCUGUACAUAACUACUCUAGUACGGUUUUUAACAAUAACACAAUUUUUGGCUGGGAAAGUGGAGGAAGAAGAUUGUAGCUGCAGAGUUUUCCACUAGCAGGAAAAUCAGUGCAUUUGAGGCUGGUGAUUAUAGUGAAUAGAUGGCCGUUGAGGUGCAACAAAUUGUGAAAAAGUGUGAAAUGUGAGAAGCCAUAUCUUAAUAUCGGGGGUGUUUUGUGGAAGUUAUAGGAAAAAAGGAAUAUUUAGGUCCUAGUUGAACCCUUGAUAGGACAUACGCAGAAGAGAAGUGAAAAAGCAGGCCAGCUAGCUCGCAUUCGAGCAGCGCCCCGAUAGACGCAAGAGAGCGAAUAAAAUGUCAUCCAGACGUUAUCCUUGAUAGAAGAAACCGCUCCUUUUUUAAAAAGGUGACUUUUUAAAAAAAGGACGCGUGAUGAAGCCAUCGCAGCCAGUCAUUAUGAGGGAGCCCUGCUGCCGUAGCACUAUUACUACUAUUACUACCACAUCUAGGAGGAAAGCCAUGAGCAGCACCAUUGCUAGGGCGGCAGCUGACCGAGGUGGCAGUCCCAGUACCUCCAGCCGAGCUGCUAAACUCGGCUACCUCCGCUAUGGCCGGAUGCUCCCGUUUGCAUUGAUGGGGCUUUUGAUCGCCUCCUUUUGGCUGCCAUCGAACCUAGUUAACGCUGAUUCAACGGAUGUUUCAUACUAUGACCAAUUCUCUACGGAUUCAUCUGUACUGUCGAUAAAUGGCACCAAUACAUCGAUAUCAACGCACAAGGACCCCCUGUUUCCCGAAGACUUAUUCACGCUAGAACAACGUCGUAAUGGUGCUGUUGUGUUACACAUUCUUGGCGUAAUCUAUAUGUUUGUCGCGCUGGCAAUUGUAUGCGACGAGUUCUUUGUGCCUUCUUUAGACGUGAUCAUUGAGAAACUGGGCAUUACGGACGAUGUGGCCGGUGCGACCUUCAUGGCGGCCGGGGGCAGUGCCCCGGAACUGUUCACCAGCGUGAUCGGCGUGUUCGUUUCGUUCGACGACGUCGGUAUCGGUACAAUUGUCGGUUCGGCCGUGUUCAACAUCCUGUUCGUUAUCGGUAUGUGUGCGUUGUUCUCCAAAACCCUUCUAACACUGACCUGGUGGCCGUUGUUUCGCGAUUGUACGUUCUACAGUGUUAGUUUGCUUACGCUGAUCUAUUUUUUUCGUGAUAACUCGAUCGAGUGGUGGGAGGCGCUAGUGCUGUUUAUAAUCUAUAUCACGUACGCUGUGUUUAUGAAGUUUAACCAGACAGUGGAGAGAUGUGUGAAGAAGAUUAUCUAUAAAAAUAAGGUGACCAGAGUUCGAAGCACUGAUCAACUUAUGCCUGCAGAAAUUGGCUUACUAGAAGAAUAUAAACGACCCGGAAAUCGAGAUACCGAUAGUCCACAUCUGCAAGGCAAUGCAGCCAACUCGUCGGAAACGUCGAUGGCGACGCAACCGGGUGGCUCGGUGACGUCCAGGGCGGCCUCCGAGAGCCGAUCGGGGCCGCCCGGUUCGAGUAGUGGAAGCGUACCGAUCCAUCAGAACCCUACCGCAACCGGGGCCAAAUUUCGACACGGUCUGCUGCAGUUGAUGAUCCACACGAUAGAUCCGCUGCACGAUGAUCCCGUUCCAGGUAAAGUCGAUGAAAAGGCGACGCAGCUACACGCGAUAGCGUCGUUAAAAGUGCUACUGGAUGCCACCAAGCCCCAACGGGGAGCUGCCACGUCGUCCGCGGCGAAUCAUGUUAAGAUUAAUUUAAGAGAAACCACCUUAGCUAGUGAUCGUCCAAAUGGAAAUAUAGAUACGACAAUUGAUUCGGGUAACGAAUUAGAAGAUGAACCACCAGAGGCAUUAAACAUGUCUUGGCCAAAGACAUUUAGGAAACGAAUAACCUACCUAUUAGUUGCUCCAAUUAUCUUUCCACUGUACUUAACACUUCCUGACACUAGAACACCAAAGGGUAAGAGGUUUUUCCCAGUAACGUUUAUCGGUUCAAUUGUGUGGAUAGCCGCAUAUUCGUAUCUUAUGGUGUGGUGGGCUAACGUUGCUGGUGAUACGGCGAAAAUUCCACCAGAGGUGAUGGGACUGACGUUUUUAGCAGCUGGUACCUCAAUUCCCGAUCUGAUCACUUCGGUGAUCGUGGCGCGAAAGGGCUUUGGUGAUAUGGCGGUGUCGAGUUCGGUCGGAAGCAACAUUUUCGACGUGACGGUUGGCCUUCCAAUUCCGUGGUUAUUGUACGGCAUCAUCUACGGCCAACCGGUGGAGGUGAACUCGGUCGGCAUGGUAUGCUCGAUCACGAUCCUGUUCUUGAUGUUGCUGUUUGUCAUCAUGUCGAUAGCCUGCUUCCGCUGGCGCAUGAACAAGGGCCUAGGGCUUACCAUGUUUUUGUUAUACUUCGUAUUCGUUGCCGUUUCACUCAUGUUUGAAUACGAUGUGUUAGUAUGUCCGUUUUAAAUAAGUACGCUUAAAACGCUAAGACUAAGUAAGUCACUGGCGAUGGUAACUAAACUGAAUCAUCUACUUUAGUAGUUACGUUUUCGAACGAAGAAAACAGAAAAAAAAAACAAAAAGGCGAAAAAAGUAAACCAACUAAAUUAUACUUAGACUAUAGGAAAAAAAAUGAGGAGCCACUUGAUGCUAGGUCUAGGUAAGUUUUUGCCUAGCAAAAAGGACGAGGCAACUAAAGUUGAACAUAUUAUUAUGUAAAGUUACAUAGAAAAAUACUAGCGUUAAAAAGAGCAAAACAACAAUAGACUUAGUGGACGGAUGAAGCGUAGGAAAGCGAAAUUCAUUCUACAUAGGUAGUGUUUAGCGGACGGAUGAAAACAUCUUAAGAAAGGUAUUAGGAAAGUGCAGAGAGCAAAGCUAAUUGUUUCCAAACCAAACAAAGAGAAACCUAAGCGCAAACUAAAUGAAGACAUUUAACGAAGAAAAUAAAGCAACAAGAACCUUCUAUUGAGCAACAGUUAUUUUAGAUUUUUAUCUCCUCUUCUUCAUGAAACUAUAGUAUCGAGUCUAUUAUCAUACAUUUUAAAUUGUAUUCAACCAAAACAACCUAUAUUCGAACGAAAUCUUACCUUUAAAUGAAUACAUCUAGUUAAUACAAGAAUCAACUAAUUAAACCAGUAAAACUGUAUUUAAACAUACAUCUCUUCUUCUACAAGAACAAAUUCUAUAAGAAUCUAGACUUAAACAUCAAGAAAGAAUAAAUUUAAGAAACAAUUUUCAAAAGCAAAAAUCUAUUACUCGAACUUAAGAAAGACACCUUAGGAAAUUUGAAACAUCAAUACAUUUGAGCACUACCAGCUUCUCUCUUUCCAUAUACUCCAACGACAUACAAUUCAUUAGAGUGCCAUUAGCAUCAGGAACUAGUCCAUCAGCAAGCAAACACACAUAGCCACGCUAGCGAAAUGCACAAGCGAGCAUUUAAAAAGCAUUAUCAUUCUAAUGGUAAAUCCUAGUCAUAAUCCACAUCUUACUCUCUUCUAUAAUCUCCCAGUAUCCAUUACUCUCUUUGACGUACUUCUGUAUAAAUUGAAGCAUACUUCCCACUAUCCUUUCUCGUCUUCUCUAUCCGUUUUUGUCAUCCGAAAACCGAGAUGAACCCCCUACUACAUAACUUAGGCGUCACGCGUAGAUUUACCAUCGCAGACUAGGAGUUUGAUUGCACAAAAUCUCAUAAUCGGAGCGUUGAAUUUUCACCGCAUCUACCUUCAUCAUCAUUGACCAACGCAACCACCAGCACCCUCAUCCUAGCACUAUGUUAUCGAGAUAAAUAUCAACAACACCAGCACAAUGCUUCGGGUCCUGUUGCUUUAUAUCGCAUCACCACCAACAAAAAUCCGAAGCAUCCGUAGGAUCAAUCGGAGACUGAUUCAGUUAGAGAGUGGUCCGGAAGGCAAACAUCAACUAUUCAAUAACAUUAACGCUCAAUGAGCAUAUGGUUUGAUCCUCUGAAAUAGUCAUAUCAUCUACAAUUCUCUUUUCAUUUAGUGAAACGAUCUUCAAUUGUGUUCCCAUAGUAGAAAGAAGUAAAUAAUAACAAACAAUAUCGCAAACUACAGCAACGAAUCUGGCAGGUUUAUGUGCACGGUUCUAUAAUUGUACUUUUUUGAAAUCAUUUAAAUAAUUGCUAAGUUCAUUAAAAACACUUUAUCAAGAAAACUCAAUAACAGAACAUUCUAUCUAUAAAAGUCCGAUAUUUUUUUCGGUAGCCUAAAACAACAAAACUGAAAAACUUCAUAUAUAUAAUUAAAUUUGUUUAUAAUCUAAGAAUAUCAAAUUGAAUCUAAUUAAUUUCGGUACCUAUUUAAAUGUAGUAUUCGACAUCAACAUUCCAGAUGUUAAGAAUUUUUUUUUAUUUGGAUAUGAGCCUUACUAUACAGGGUUCUGUGUUUACUUGGCCGUCCCUUAUUUUGAAAAAGUGCAAAAUGUUAUGGUUUCGUAGCUAAGUAGUCCCUCAGCAGAACCGAAGCAAUAGAAGUAAAGGGCAUCCUCCAUACAGCGUCGAACACGUUGCUCUAGUGUACGCAACAUAAGUAUCCAUAUGCUGUUCAUUAGAAAUUUUCACACGAAAUUACAAACGAAAUUUUCCGUUAAUAAUGGUUUUGGCAUGGUAUGAUUAGCAUAGCAUUUAUUACGAGUUUUGUAAGGAAAAAAUGCAUAAAAAAUGUAAAUGCUGUUAAUCCGAAUUACUAACGAAGUUGCGUGGAUUUGUUUUUUGUUUGUUCGAUAGCUCCUUUCGAAAGUCGGAUGUGUUUAGCAGCAAAAAUGGGAAUAGUUUUCUUUUUUGUCCCAUACCCUUUUUAAUCUUCCCUUAGCUUAAAAACUCGAUUCACUUGAUCAUUCACCACUUUAAGAUUGAUUACAAUUUCUUGACCCUGGCCUUGUAUAUUUUCUAUUCAUGAUUUGUGCUCCAAUCAUUCGCUGGUCAAAAAAGCGCUUUCUAAUACCCAACAUUUUGAAACAUUUCUCAGUUUGUCAGUGAAGUGCUCAACUCUACGACGUCCAAAAUAAAACUCAGUGUCAAACACAGACAAGCCAAUGAGUUCCUCACUUAUGAACCUCAAAAGAUUUUCGAACUUUUUCUGAGCAGCUUCAGCAGCUUCCUAAUAUCUGCAAUAAGUUUUAGGCAUUUGCGCGAAGCACAUGAGGCGAAUGGUGUAGAAAAUCAUGCUUCAGAAUAAACUCCUACUACAAAAACGCACACGUUUAGCAAAUCAGUAAGAUUUUCAAGCUGUGAAAAUUGGACCCCGAAAUAAUACAUCUUUUGCUGUAAGUUCCUUUAGUCAUCCAACGUGCAUUAUGCACUGGUCUAGGGUCACGGAAUUGAAUUCCUCCUAGAGGAACAUGGCCAAAAAAGCUGAUUGUUAGUUAAAAAGCUCACAAUUAUCAUUUUUUGGCUGCUCCAAUUGCAAAAAAAUGUAACAUACAAUAAAUACUAUGUUUACAUUCUUCUGAUAAUAUACUAACAAGGAUGUUAUUUUCCAAAAUUUUAAAUUUUUGAAACACGUGUUCUCAAGAAUGGCGGCUAAUGAGCAGCAUAUCGAUACCUAUGGCGCGUACACUAGAGCAACGUGCUCGACACUUUAUUGAGGGUGACCUCUACUUCUAUUGCUUUAAGACCGUUGAGGAAUCACUUAGUGUUCACCUACCGGUCUUGAGGUUGCAUUUUUCAUUAAUACGAACAUUUUUCAGCAAUGAAACCAUAAUAUUUCGAACUAUUGCAAAAUAAGGAACAGCCUAGUGAUAAUGUAAUUUAAUUUAUUAGUGCUCUUCUACAUUUUCUUUGAUUAUUUUAAACAUUUUGAAGUCGUAGCAUUCAAGUCAAAAGAUCAAAAUACGGCAAAAAAUCACCAAACAAUUAGGAUUGGUUUGUAUUAAUGCCCUUAGUUUUUGUUGGAUUAAGUUAGAACACAGUCUUGCUUUUCUGAUGAGAAGUAAACACAUAAGUUCUUACUUACUUCCACAUUUAUUAAAACCAUUGAAUUUAAAAUACGUUUCAUGUAAAUUAAAUAAUGUGGUAUAUAAUGUACAUCUGUUGCACAAAUUCAAGAAACAUAUAUUUCGGCUACGUUGUAUGAUAUUCUUAGAUUACCAAACGAUUAACUUCUCUGAUUAUUCAACCGCAUAUAACCAGCCAAACCGAAUAAGUUAUUCAAACACAUAAUCGCAGGAAAAAAUACACCCUUAUUUUCGGAACAUUCCACUAGUACUACCACAACAAAAUAAUAAAUAAACCCUAACGUAAGUAAACAACACAAGAAGAAAAAUAAAAAAGAACACUAAAUGAAUAUAUGAAGAGGAAAAAAUCAAUGAUAAUAAAAUGAAAUGUUAACAAAUUUUUGAAGGUUUUUCUUGUUUUUAUUUUUUAUUGACGAAUAACGAAGUGAAAACCAAGUAGUGGAUAAAUAUUAAAGAGACGUAGGAAUAAAUCAUAGCUGAAGGUACGACUGCUAACACAAACAGCAAAAAAAGGAAUUCUUUUGCGAAAGCCAAACAAACACAAGGCAAAAAGACACUGCUUCUGCUAUUGAAGUCGAGAAAUCAUAUUCGCUUGAGGCAAUAGUAGAGCACCUAUAGAAUGCAAUGGAUAAAAUUGAAACCCCCAAGUAAUCCGAACCUUUAAUCGUUUUACGAGUGCGUCAAUUGUUGAACUUUUGCCCAUGUUUCAAGCGACAACAAAUGGUACAUAUCUUCUCUUCGUUUUGUUUAAUCGUUGAUAGUUCUCUUCCAAAAUUAAGUGUUUGUGACUUAGCCUAUCUUAAUCUACGCAACCAGAUUUUUGCCUGUUGGUAGCGAUUGUUGAGUUUUUCAUAUUGGAUGACUUCGCUAUCAUACAUAGUCAUUACAAAACAAAUGCUAGCAACAAAAGAAACAAGAAGAGACGAAUUGAAAUCGAUGGUAUUCGCGACAUUCAGACGAACAAAAAAACAAACACUGCUUCAUUAUAGCGAAAAUAACAAAUGUACAUAUUCAACCCACAAAAAAUGACAAAUGAACAAAUAAUACAAUAUUCAAGACUAAAAGCGUGCGUGUGAACAAAACAUUUGAAAAGAGAAAGCCAAUUUCUCCCGUCCAUUCCAUGAAGAUGUUUAAAAAUGAGCAGGAUAAUGCAAAAGAGCUACAAAACAACAUUUGAGAGAAAUAGACAAACAGCAUAAACAAGACUUCUUCGAAUAGCUAAUUCAACAAUAAAUGUUCAUCCGCCUAAUCUUCAAUCCAUCUCUCACUACAAUCGAACAGAAAACCAAUACUUUAUCGGGCUCUAAUAAUACUUUCUGACAAACCUCUUACUUGAAAUAGUUUUUCUCUCACAUGUUUCGAAUUUUGAAUUCAUGAGACGGUCUAUCUGAUAUCUCGCAAAACUUGAUCCUAAGAACUUCAGCAAACUAUAACAAAUUGAACGACAUGUAGAUUGGAAACUUGAAUACUCAACGACCUAUGUUAGUUUACAAGCAUAAACGUGCAUAUGAACGUUGAAUAUUGAAUAAAUAAAUCCAAUUCUCAAUAUCAAGUAAAUCUAACGAAGGCUAUUAAGGCAAAUCGAUAAAUUGCAAAAUGAAUCGUGAAAGCACAACACAAUAACAAAAAGAAGGAACAACCAAAAACAUUCCCUUUGUUUAUUGGCGUUUCCGAGAGUAACAUAAACAUUGAACAAUAGUCACAAUUGAAAACAAACAACCGAUCAGAUUCAAAUAGACAAAAUACCAAGCAACAACCGAAUAGAAACUGAACAAUUUGUGCAAACACAAAGUGAACUGAACACUUUGGGACAGACUUACACAUAGGACACAAGCAUGGAGGCAAAGGACGAAGUUUGAAGUGCAGCAAAAUGUGCAAAGCGGAGGGAUCCUCAUUUGGCAGCCUGUAAGCUGCAGCGUUCCGUGGAGUGGAAGAAAAUCUUCUGGGGCUGGCGAAUGGUAUUGAUCAAGACCGAACGUUUUGUUACCGUUGUAUAUAGUUUCUAUUUCCUUAUUUUUUUGGUUUUUGUCUUUUUCAGGUUCGAAUAGAAAGCGGUUAGUGGCCGGAUACUGGGGAUCAGGGAGCAAUUACAACAUGCCUAAACUUCUUGCCACAAGCUACAACAACGUACCUGCUUCGGGAAAAAGAGCAUCUUGCACAACUAUGAAUAAGUAUGAUCAGGUAUCAAACUAUCAUCCCUCUAAAGGGACGGCUUUUCCAUAAAUUAACGUCAUCGUCUACGUUAUUAGGUUCUGAACAGUUUCGAAUUGGUAGCUACUUCCACUCACAAGGGCUAAGAUCUCCACAAAUGGGCAUGAGCAGGACAGGGAGAAACUUCGAGCUACUUCAAGCUCUCAUUGGACAGCCCUAAUAUGGCCGAUUUUUAACUACUUUGCGCGGCACGGUAAUUGAUUACUGCUGGUUGUGAUCCGAGCAACAGGUUACCUACCAGAGAGCGUGUUCUUCUUACAGUUGGUAAUCCUACGACCAGUAUUCUGCCCAAAGUACUUGGACCUACGUUUUAGCCCUUACCACUACAGGUCUCAAAAGACCAACAGGGUCAAAUAAUUGCGACAUUUUGGAUACGACGAUAUGACUUCGGCAGCGGCAGAACUGUCUUAGGUGCCCACCAAAGUAAACGUGACGUGCGAUGCGACGCGACGCGACUCAUGUAAAAGAAGAUGAUCCCCUUUCCUAAUCACGGGGACCGCUAACUGAAAGCGUUCUCCUUUGUCAGUAUCCUACUGGUUCAUAACGUGUGUCGUAUGAAAAGAAGAGCUAACUAAUCAGUAGAAUACGGUUUUGAACUGGUAAAAGCGGACAAAUUCUGAAAUGUUUGCUCGGAACAGAAUCUGCUGAUACAUUCGGAUACGUCAUCUGGAUUCAAUCAGAUUUAUCGAAAGUUCUUCUCAGCAUCAGCAGUAACCGCGUACCGAGGCAAGCGUAUGCUAGUGACGGUAGAGUACAGAGCUGGCUGUACUGUUAGUCCGACAAAAAAUCUCGUUCAACAAUAUGCUGGAGGCGUAUUAACAGGACCCAUCAAAAACACCCUAUUCGUAUCUUCGUAGCAAAGCUCUCAGGAUGGAGAAUGACAUGGUGCUGUAGGAAAAACUGCGAACUACACGAUGUGCGCGGAUUCACCACCUCCAUAUAACUCCGACUAUCGUAUUCCUGGAAAACCUCAUGAUAUGCGACGAGUUGGAAAUAAUCGCCUAGCCUCGGCAGCAUAUCCUCUCGCAGCGGUAGACGGGCCAUAAAUCUUCCGUUCGAGUUUCGUUCAACAGUUUUUUAGAAGUGGUCUACACAGUCGUCAAUGCAAAUGUGCGUAGUCCGGACCCCUGGUGGGUUCUUGGCUGGGUAUGUGACCUUCCUACAAAAGACACAUCCUAGUCAGCUUUAGCAGUUGCAUUAUGUAAUAUUUUCAAUCACUCACUCCAACAAGAAAAAUGUUCUUGCAUCUGAAAACAAUCAUUCGUUACUCCGGUUUUCAAGCGUGGCGAUAAGAAUAAUUACGAUCCUUCCGGAUGUCUAUGACCUGUUUGAGAUUAUUGUAUGUGGAGUUAUUCUUGAUGCAAUAUCGAUUAAUCUACACGGUUUCAUGUCUGUGAGAUCAGUCACAACGAACCUGCUAUUAAGCUUUACCUCGAUGUGCAUAACAAGUAUGCAGGAGAAAGCUCAAUUUGAUGUUAUUUACAUGGAUCUAAAGGCAGCUUUCGACAAAAUUGACCAAGCAAUACUGUUGCAUAAACUAGCUCGUCUUGGAUUUUCCACGCAACUCUUGGCUUGGCUGGAAUCGUACAUAACGGAUCGUAAACAUCGGGUGAAGGUUCAGUGUUGUGAAACUUUCAACGAUGCUGCUUUAGUUCUGGAUGAAGCUUUCAAGGUAGUUUUCAAGGACGAUUUGAAUAUUUCAUUUCAUUUUAUUACUAAUAACUUCAUCUACGUUUGCUUAAUUAUGCCAUAAGAUGAGGAAAAGCCAUUUUGAGUAGACCAUCAACACAUGUCUUGCUCAAAUAGGCGUAAAAAUCUCAUUUCUUUUCUUAAACAUUACAAUUUGUGGUACAUAUUAUAAAACUUAAAACUAAAAUUCGUAGAUUUAGUGUUAAGGCCAUCAGGGUACAUCAAUCUGGUGCGGGCUCAGUGAAGACAGCAAACGAGAAAAGGAAGACAUCAUUUAACACCGCGAAUAAAAACUAUGAAAUCUUUGGAGAGAAUCUCCUCUUUCAUAUCGGUGAUACGCCCCUUCCUAGCUUGUAGACGUCGUUGAAAAGCAGCGCCGGAAUGGUUGAAAUCGAAAAUGUGGAACACUUCGUUAAAUCUGGUAGAUAUGAAGCGGAUUGGAUCAUGAUGACCAUAUUCUGCAUGGCGCUGUUCAAGCUGCAUAAAACUGUGUUGACGAAGACUUUUCCUGGGUGCAUAUAUGUCCUAAUACUUCAGCGCAGUCUUUAUCACCCUGCAACGAUCUUUGUAGGACGGCAGAUUCUGUGGAUCCCUGACAAACUUUCUUUGAAUAGCCUCAAAUCUUGAAAUCCACUAUGGCUGAUAUGGACACCAGACGACGGAGCACGAUUAAAGUAUAGAGCAAACUAGUGCACAGUAUAAUGAGGAUCACGAAACUCGCUAGUAAGUUUGAAGAUAAUACCCAGUCGGUAUGAGAAAACCCGAUCAAUGAUGACUCCAAGGUCACGAAUAUGAUCCACGCGCUCGAGAUGCUGAUUUAAGAUGGAAUAGUUAUAUACGAUUUUUGCAAUUUAUUUUCAAAGCAUCAUUCAACGAUAAUUGUAGUAGCUGAUGGCAGUCUUGGAUGCUGUUGACCACAAUGAUAAUUUUCACGUCAUCUGCUUAAAGUACCCGAUAACCUUUGGAUAAUAGCCUGGACAGUUCGUUGAUGAAGAUUGAAAAUAGCAGUGGACCUAGGUUGCUUUCUUGAGGAAUGCCGAACCUAUUUGAGAAUAAUUUCGAUGAAUGAUGACCGAUUUUGACACUCAGCUUACGCUUGGUAAGAUAAGAUUUGCACCAGUCAACGAGAUUGGAAGAAAUUCCCAGCUUUUCCAGUUUUGCAAGUAAUAUCUUGUGAUCCACUCGGUCAAAUGCUGAUUUUAGAGCACUUUUUACUAGAUUUGAGAUCCUGCAUCAAUAUUUCGUAUGCAAAAAGAAAAAAAAUGCAUUAGAUUCUUAGACACUGAUCUUUUGGGGUAGAAACCAUGUUGAUCCGAGGAGAUAUAAUUUUUGCACCAUGUAAAAAGUAGCUCGUAGAUGAUGAUCUUAAAGACAUAGUUUUCUACAUUUUGUUUGUCCCUCUUUUUAAACACUGGGAACAUAACAGAAAUUUUCCAGACAGAUGGGAAUGAACGGUGUCGUAGGGAAUUGUUGAAUAAAAUUGCACAUCAAUGGUAAUGUUCUUGCAAUAGUUACCAAUGCAAUGUCACGAAUCUUGGUGUUCAGCUGGACUCUAUAUUAGCAUUUGAUCUGCAUCGAUCAUCAAUAGCAAAUAGAGCAUUAGGUUUCAUUUCGAAGGACGCAAAAGAAACAGAUUUUACGACCGUGAUUGAGAUGAAUCAUUUGCUUAU
Messenger RNA from Armigeres subalbatus, 11562 nucleotides. Its product is annotated as sodium/potassium/calcium exchanger Nckx30C. Gene Ontology annotation, molecular function: calcium, potassium:sodium antiporter activity; calcium channel activity. Bases 446 to 2482 code for a protein of 678 amino acids. The transcript is spliced from 8 exons. Gene Ontology annotation, cellular component: plasma membrane. NCBI's taxonomy places the organism in Eukaryota, Metazoa, Arthropoda, Insecta, Diptera, Culicidae. Gene Ontology annotation, biological process: calcium ion transmembrane transport; intracellular calcium ion homeostasis. The record is from RefSeq and is a predicted model, not a curated record.